CAAGUGAGUGAUGCCGUCUGACUCCUCUCUCUCUCUCUCUCUAGUUUCUUUAUAUCAAUGGUUUUCUUGAAACUACAAGCAUAUGAGAUGGUCUUCUGUACCUAAAUCUGACUCUUUCUUAUUGUCUCUUCACCGUUUUAAGAUACUUUUCUUCAUCUUCUUCCUCUUUUAUCUCUUCAACUUUUUCUUUCAAGCCACUUUUUACUUUUAACUCAAUCUUUGUAGACUUUGAUAUACAAGUCCUGUAGCUACAGAGCAUUCUGUAGAAGCUGAAAUUUGAGAAGAUGAGUGCUUCAAAGUUCAUCAAAUGCGUGACAGUUGGAGAUGGAGCAGUUGGCAAGACCUGUAUGCUCAUCUGUUACACCAGUAAUAAGUUCCCCACUGAUUACAUCCCAACAGUGUUUGACAAUUUCAGUGCUAAUAUGGCUGUGGAUGGGAUCAUUGUUAACUUGGGACUUUGGGACACUGCAGGUCAGGAAGACUACAGCAGGUUGAGGCCACUGAGUUAUAGAGGUGCUGACAUUUUUGUACUAGCUUUUUCUUUAAUCAGUAGGGCGAGCUAUGAAAAUGUCCUCAAGAAGUGGAUGCCAGAACUUCGUCGGUUUGCACCCAAUGUUCCAAUUGUACUUGUCGGAACAAAGCUAGAUCUUCGCGAAGGCAGAGGAUAUCUAGAUGAUCAUAUGGGAUCUAAUAUCAUAACAUCUGUUCAAGGGGAGGAGCUGAGGAAACAAAUUGGUGCAGCAGCUUAUAUAGAGUGCAGCUCCAAGACUCAACAGAAUGUCAAAGCUGUUUUUGAUACUGCGAUUAAGGUUGUGCUUCAACCUCCAAGGAGGAAGGAAAUGGCUAGGAAGAAAAGACGCAUAGGCCCUGGUUGUGCGAUUGUCAAGGCUAUGGUCUGUGGAGGUUGUGUGGCUUAGAAUAUAUUGUGCCAUGGUCGAUCACCCACUACUACACUUGCAAUUGUUUUUGGUGAACUCCAUUGGCCGGGUUCCUAACAGGGCUGUGACUUUUUUGGAUGCACAUUUGUGUAUUGCUAAGCUGUAGUGCAGCGACAUGGUUUGAUGAUCUAUGGAAAUAGAUUGUUAUGCCUUCUACAAACUAACCAGCGGAAGACCCAAGACUCGAGAGGGAAUUGUUCAUUCUCUCAUGUAUUAUGAAUUAUAUGUAUUCCUUUUGUGGUGUUGAAAAACAUGUUAAUUGUCGCCUUUUCUUCCUCAUCUGCUUUUAAGCUCGGAUAAAUUAUUUUAAUUUUGAUUUUGUUCUAAUCUUGCACCUUAGAUAUUGAAGGGUUUCAUCUUUCACCCAAAAAUGUAACUUUCGGGUAUUGGUAGUAAUGAUCCAGACCAGAAAGGUUGUGGCAGUGGCUCACUCUACCAUCUCCACAAGCGAGGGCAAGCAAUGAAGCUAAGGUUAUAUGGUUUUGUUACUUUUCUGGUGCUGGUUGCAGAAGAUAUAUGCUUGGUUCAAUGGUUUUUUGGCUAAUAAUACAUAGUGAGGUGCAUAAAUCAAUGCUGUAUUGCUUACCAAAAUGAGAUUGAUAUCUAUAGAGUGAGGAAUUUGGGAGCACAUUUACAUUAAUUCUGUUUCUAGGGUCACUUGGUGUUCUUGUUGUGAAAGUAUUGAGGCCAAAGCCCCUUAAACCAGC
Ilex paraguariensis (yerba mate) is the source of this 1645-nucleotide messenger RNA. Lineage: Eukaryota; Viridiplantae; Streptophyta; Magnoliopsida; Aquifoliales; Aquifoliaceae. The record is from the annotation of a GenBank genome assembly.